AAGCGCUCUCCGUCAUGAAUCGCUAUCUUAUCGCACUUCCAGGAAAUAUGAUGACCUAUGCAUAUCCGAUCGCCACAACCAACUUCUAAACAAUUCUCUUUCACCCAAUUUUUCAACCCCCAAUCUCUUAAAAAAGCUGUGAUAGUCCCACAGCAAGACGAUUGGAUUCGGUCAUGGGCAAAACGCUCGAUACGGAGAAGCUGGGUUCCGUAUUUGGAACCCGGCCGGAUAUUCUUGAAGGAAUUCAGAGAGCAGCUGAUACGCCGGGACGGAUCGCUCUGUUCAACGAAAUUGCGACUCAUGUUUACGAUCAGUUGUUAAAUGGGGGUAACGAGCCCGCGCACAAGAAGAGAAGAGUCGACGUUCAAACAAACGGAGCCGCGAAUGGCACAAAGCCUGUUAAGACCGAGACGAAUGCCGCAGAUGAGGCUGUUCUUCUCGAAAUCAAGGAAAUUUCAGUUUCUGUGCCCCAGAGGAAGAAGUUCGAGUUGUGUUUUACAGACGGCCACAUCUACGCUCGCGCGCCAAACACAGCAGCACCGAUUCCAGCUAUAACCUACGCGUGGUCAGACAUUGAAUAUGUUUUCUACCUCCCUGUACCCGAAAAGAACCAGGUCCAGCACAACUAUGUCAUUUUCCCACGAGGAACAUGUCUCCCUUCCAAGACGAAUCCCCCGGCCGAAGAGCCACUCGUGUUUACAGUUCCCGCGACUGCGCCCAAGCAGGGUACGAUAGGUGGACCUGACGCUGGAAGCGCGGCUGCAGUUUCGGACAAUUACAAGUCUUUGUUUCACUGGGCUUUGAACCGCCAUCUCAAGCCUAAUGGUGUCAGCAUUAUUUCAGCCGACCCCAACAAGUUCCAGAGUAUGGUGCGACAACCUCAUCGACCGAGCGAGAAAGCUGUGCAUGUCAAGGCCUUCAGGGGCUCCAAGGAUGGAUACCUUUUCUUCCUCGAGAACGGUAUUCUCUGGGGAUUCAAGAAGCCGAUGAUGUUCAUUCCCCUGAGCCGAAUCGCCGCGACGAGCUACACCAACAUUCUCCAACGAACAUUCAACAUCGCAAUCGAGGUCUUUGCAGGCGAAGGCGAUGCGACCGAAGAAGCUGAGUUCUCCAUGCUGGACCAGGAGGACUAUAGUGGAAUCGACGAUUACAUCAAGACGCACCGUCUCCAAGAUCGCAGUAUGGCCGAGCAGCGUAAAGCUAAGCUCGAGCUUGCAGAGAACCGCGGAUCCAAGAAGAACGGCGAAGAGGCCGGAGACGACGCACCAGCUGAAGCUGGUAUUUCUGAACUUGCAAAGGCACAACUGGACGCUGAGCAAGCGCUACAGGAUGAAGAAGAUGAGGAUGAGGAGGACUAUGAUCCCGGUAGUGAUGCGGACUCUGAUGGUUCAGGGGAGUCCGAUGAUGAUGAUGACAGUGACGACGACGAUGAGGACGAGGAAGACGAGGAGGAUGCAGAAGGUGAAGCCGAAGACGGCGAUGAACAAGCUGAGGGCGAUGAGGAGGAAGAAGAAGAGCAAGAGGAGGUUAAGCAGGAGCCAGAGCCGGUCAAAAGAAGCCGAAAAGCUGCCACUCCACCAGCCGAACCUGUACCACCAUCAAAGCCCGCCAAGCAACCCGUUCAGCAGCCCGUCGUGAAGACAGGCUGGGCAGCACUACGAAGUGUUCCUCGAGCGCCAGUCCCUGAAAGUAUGGACUUGGACGAGGAGAAGUUUGAUGUUGUCUAAUGAUGCGGGUGUAUGUAUAUAUGUAAUGAUAGACUUGGCGGGAUAUGAAUCACGGCGGUGUACACAGCAUAGGACUCGAGGAACAUGAAUAUUAUCAGUGCUGAAAGAACACUGGUCGAUGUGAAUAUGUUAUUGAUACAAUUUUAUUGAUGUC
This is a messenger RNA of Fusarium oxysporum Fo47, 1881 nucleotides long. RefSeq lists its product as uncharacterized. The transcript is spliced from 3 exons. The coding region runs from base 174 to 1727 and encodes 517 amino acids. NCBI's taxonomy places the organism in Eukaryota, Fungi, Ascomycota, Sordariomycetes, Hypocreales, Nectriaceae. Gene Ontology annotation, molecular function: nucleosome binding; histone binding. The record is from RefSeq and is a predicted model, not a curated record.